Molecule: messenger RNA, 1254 nt
Organism: Rhododendron vialii
Lineage: Eukaryota; Viridiplantae; Streptophyta; Magnoliopsida; Ericales; Ericaceae
Exons: 10
Coding region: 146-757 (203 amino acids)
Biological process (GO): mRNA splicing, via spliceosome
Cellular component (GO): spliceosomal complex; U4/U6 x U5 tri-snRNP complex
Molecular function (GO): zinc ion binding; nucleic acid binding
Source: RefSeq, a predicted model, not a curated record
UUUUGUCUUCCCUUUCCCAAUUUAUCUCCGCUCAUUCGAAAUUCCUAGGGUUUCUCUCUCUCUCUCUCUCAAUUGAUUCAGUUGGGAACCCUCAAAAUUGCAUCAACUUUCGCGGGUGGUAGUACUCGUCGAGAUAGUUACCAGGAUGGCUCAGCCCAGCAACCAUCCGGUUGGGGUUGACAACACUUUUAGGAGGAAGUUCGAUCGAGAGGAGUAUUUACAGCGCGCUCGCGAGCGCGAGGAACAGGAGGCUGAUGGUCGGUUUAAAUCCAAAUCAAAAGGUCCUCCAGUACAGAGGAAACCUUUGAAGCACAGGGAUUAUGAAGUGGAUCUCAAUUCUCGCUUGGGAAAGACUCAGGUCGUUACGCCAAUAGCACCUCUAAGCCAACAGGCAGGUUAUUUCUGCUCAGUUUGUGAAUGUGUGGUGAAGGAUUCUGCAAACUUUUUGGACCAUAUCAAUGGGAAGAAACAUCAAAGAGCUUUGGGUAUGUCUAUGAGGGUGGAACGGUCCUCUCUUGAGCAGGUGCAGGAGCGAUUUGAACGUCUCAAGAAGCGUAAAGAUACAGAACCUUUUACUGAAAAAGACCUUGAUGAGCGGAUAUUAAAACAGCAGCAAGAAGAGGAGGAAAGGAAGCGCCAACGCAGAGAAAGAAAGAAAGAGAAGAAGAAAGAGAAGGCAGCAGAAGAGGAACCUGAGCUAGACCCUGAUGUUGCAGCUAUGAUGGGAUUUGGGGGUUUUGGCUCAUCCAAAAAGUGAUUAGGCUUGACAAUCCAUCUUUCAUUCAAAGAUCUUGAUUUGCCAACUUAUGUUCAGAGGCCAUCAUCGAUAAUAUAUUGAAGAAGUAAGGUUCCCCAUGUAAAUUGGUCUGAUUGAAAGGGGUAACUGCCUAAAAUUGUAGCAUUCAUUUCUUUAAGUAACAAAUAGUUGGACUUUUCUGAUCGCCAUAUCAGAAAGGGUAACUUUUGAGGUUCUUAUCAUUCCUUUUGAAUGUAAUAUCUGUUGCUGAAAGUAUCGGCUUUGGCUGCUGUAAUAGCCCUUUGUGCUGGUGCGAAUCAUUCCCAAUUUUUUAUGCUUCGUUUCGGUGGAUAUUUAUUUUAGUGGAUAAUAUGUUGCAAAAAACUGAGACGUUUAUGAAGAAAUAGAAAAUGGUGACCAAAAGUAGGAAAAGUACAACUAAUGUUAGAAGACAAAAAUUCAAGAAAUUUAAUUCACAUGAGGAUCAAAAAACAUCCAGCUAUCAACAAAACCAAGGC